CAGCCAGGAGGAGAGGCCUGUGGCUCUGUGUGAGGGGGGCACGGAGUCAGAGGGAGAAGGGACAAGAGGGGAGAGAAAGGGCGGCGGGGGACCCCACGCUGGAUCGGCUGCUUUGGAACCAAGAGGCCUUCGCAAAGGGGACUUACACUGCACCUGAGUUUGGGAUUUUACAGUGAGUUGUCACAUUUUUUCUGGGAUUGGGAGCCGGUCACAGGUGGAGGCAUCAGGAUGGCGGCCAACGCAGAUGCGGCCAAGCCGGUCAUCAUGAACGAAGAGGAGCUGAAAAGGAAGCAGAGGGAGAAGCUGAAGAAGUUACAGGCCACGGGAGGAAACCCUCGACCCGCUAGAUCCCUCUUCCUCUUCAACCUCAAAAACCCCUUCCGCAAGGCCUGCAUCAACAUUGUGGAGUGGAAAACCUUUGAAAUCAUCAUCCUAUUGACCAUCUUUGCGAACUGUGUUGCUUUGGCUGUGUUCCUGCCGAUGCCUGAAGAAGACAGCAAUAACACCAACUCAAGUUUGGAGAGUCUGGAGUAUAUCUUCCUGGUCAUCUUCACUCUGGAGUGCUUCUUGAAGAUAGUAGCGUAUGGUUUCGUGUUCCAUGAAGGAGCCUAUUUACGGAACUGCUGGAACAUAUUGGACUUUGUCAUCGUCUUCAUGGGCCUCUUCACCUUUGCUUUGGAUACCAUAAACAAGAUAGCAGGUGUACCAAUGGAGAAGGGUGGAGGGUUUGACAUGAAGGCGCUGAGAGCCUUCAGAGUCCUGCGGCCCCUUCGCCUUGUUUCUGGAGUCCCCAGCCUACAGGUGGUGAUGAACUCCAUCCUCAAAGCCAUGCUGCCUCUGCUGCACAUCGCCUUGCUGGUCUUCUUACUGGUCACUAUCUAUGCCAUCAUGGGACUGGAGCUGUUUAAGUGCAAAAUGCAUAAGACCUGCUAUUACACUGACACAAAUAUCUAUGCCACAGCAGAGGCUGAGCUGCCGGCUCCCUGCGCUCAGGCUGGUAAUGGACGCCGCUGCAUCAUCAAUGGUUCUGAGUGUCGGCCUGGAUGGGAAGGUCCCAACAAUGGCAUCACCCACUUUGAUAACAUCGGCUUUGCCAUGCUUACUGUAUACCAGUGUAUCACCAUGGAGGGAUGGACCAAAGUGCUCUACUGGCUUAAUGAUGCCAUAGGAAAUGAAUGGCCUUGGCUCUAUUUUGUUCCUCUCAUUCUGUUGGGCUCCUUUUUUGUGCUUAAUCUGGUUCUGGGCGUGCUCAGUGGAGAGUUCACCAAAGAGCGAGAGAAGGCCAGGUCACGUGGAGAGUACCAGAAGCUACGAGAGCGUCAGCAGCUGGAUGAGGACCUUCAUGGCUACAUGGAGUGGAUCACUCACGCUGAAGUCCUGGAUGCCGACAGAGAGGGCAAAGGUCCGCUCUAUAUUAACCACCUCAUCUCCCACCCCACGUAGAGACACUGUCAACUUACAGCUGUUAUUCCCUUGUCAGGUCUCCUGCCUUUGACCAGUGGAGAUUCAGACACAGACAGCCUGUAUGACCUGGAAGGCAAGAGUCGAAUUGUCUACUACUAGUGAGUCUGCUGUUCUGUAAAUGUAUAAAUGCUGGUGUGUAAUGUCCAUGGCAGCUUGUAAGCCAGGGUUGUUUUCAUGUUUAGCCGCCUGGCUCGCCGCUGGAACCGUUUCUUCAGGAUGAAGUGCCUGGUGUAUGUGAAAACCAAUAGCUUCUACUGGGCGGUGAUGAUCCUCGUGUUCUUCAACACUCUGACCAUAGCCACAGAGCACCACCACCAGUCUGAGUCCCUGACCUCCCUGCAAGAUGUGGCCAGUCGUGUGCUACUGGUGCUGUUUGUCAUCGAGAUGUUUGUGAAGAUGUAUGCACUGGGACCCAGAGCGUACUUCAUGUCUCUGUUUAACCGUUUCGACUUCUUUGUGGUGCUCUGCGGCAUCCUGGAGAUGAUCAUGCUGUCUGCAGGGGCUGUGACUCCUCUGGGUUUCUCAGUACUGAGGUGCAUCCGACUGCUGAGGAUUCUCAAAGUCACCAAAUACUGGAAGUCUCUAAGUAACCUUGUGGCCUCCCUCCUCAACUCUGUUCGCUCCAUUGCCUCCCUGCUCCUCCUCCUCUUCCUCUUCAUCGUCAUCUUCUCACUCCUGGGCAUGCAGGUGUUUGGAGGGAAAUUCAACUUCACCGACCACCGAGCCAGACGCAGUAACUUUGACAACUUCCCUCAGGCCCUGAUCAGUGUGUUUCAGAUCCUCACAGGAGAGGACUGGACCAGCAUCAUGUAUAAUGGCAUUAUGGCCUAUGGAGGGCCUGUGAUCCCUGGCAUCCUGGUCUCCAUCUACUUUAUUGUCCUCUUUGUUUGUGGAAACUACAUCCUCCUCAACGUCUUCUUGGCCAUCGCCGUCGACAACCUGGCAGAGGCUGAGAGUCUGACUUCAGCUCAGAAAGAAAAGGCGGAAGAGAAAAUGAGGAGGAAGCUACUAAGGUCCAAAAUGCCUGAGAAGACUGAUGAGGAGAGAGAGAGGAUUGCUAAGAAACUGGCAGAGCAGAGGGCCAAGAUGGAGAACAUGCCCACCACAGCCAAGCUCAAAGUCGAUGAAUUUGAGUCCAAUGUCAAUGAAGUGAAAGAUCCAUUUCCACCUGCUGACUUCCCUGGUGAUGAUGAGGAAGUAGAACCUGAAAUCCCCAUCAGCCCUCGGCCCCGACCGAUGGCCGACCUGCAGCUGAAGGAAGAAGCAGUUCCAUUGCCUGAAGCCAGUUCCUUUUUCAUUUUUGGCCCUCAGAACAAGUUCCGUAAGCUGUGCUACAAGAUCAUCAAUGCUUCGUCCUUCACCAACUUAAUCCUCCUCUUCAUCCUGCUGUCCUCUAUCUCGCUGGCAGCUGAGGAUCCCAUUGAUCCCAAGUCCUACAGAAACCAGAUCUUGGCCUACGCUGACAUUGUCUUCACAACCGUAUUCACCAUUGAGAUUGUGCUGAAGAUGACCGUGUACGGAGCAUUCAUGCACGAGGGCUCUUUCUGCCGUAACUCUUUUAACAUCCUGGAUCUGAUUGUGGUCACAGUGUCUCUCCUGUCUAUGGGAAUGGAAUCCAGUGCCAUUUCUGUGGUGAAGAUUCUCAGGGUGUUGAGGGUACUGAGGCCUCUCAGAGCCAUCAACAGAGCCAAAGGGUUGAAGCAUGUGGUUCAGUGCGUGUUUGUGGCCAUCAAAACAAUCGGCAACAUCGUCCUGGUCACCAUGCUGCUGAACUUCAUGUUUGCCUGUAUCGGUGUCCAACUCUUUAAGGGUAAAUUCUACAGCUGCACAGACCCAUCCAAAGUGACUGGGGAGGAAUGCCAGGGAUUCUUCAUGAAGCACAUGGAAAAUUCCCUCCAAGACACGGUGCUGGCGAAAAGAGAAUGGAUCAACAGCGACUUCAACUUUGACAAUGUGCUCUACGGGAUGUUGGCUCUAUUCACUGUUUCCACAUUUGAGGGAUGGCCAAAGCUCUUGUACAGAGCCAUAGAUUCAGACCAAGAAGAUAUGGGUCCGGUGUUCAACAACCGCGUCGACGUGUCCAUCUUCUUUAUCGUCUACAUCAUCCUCAUAGCUUUCUUCAUGAUGAACAUCUUUGUGGGCUUUGUCAUAGUCACCUUCCAGGAGCAGGGCGAGCAGGAGUAUAAGAACUGUGAGCUGGACAAGAACCAGCGUCAGUGUGUGCAGUACGCUCUGAAGGCUCGUCCUCUGAGGUGCUACAUCCCUAAAAAUCCCUACCAGUACAGGGUCUGGUACAUUGUCACCUCCUGCUACUUUGAGUACCUCAUGUUCUUCCUAAUUAUGCUCAACACCUUGUGUCUGGGGAUGCAGCACUGUAAUCAGUCCGACCAUGUCACCAAGCUGUCGGACACUCUCAACUUGAUCUUCACCGUGCUCUUCACCGUGGAGAUGAUUCUCAAGCUCAUGGCCUUCAAAGCGAGGGGCUACUUUGGAGACCCCUGGAACGUGUUUGACUUCAUCAUCGUCAUUGGUAGCGUUGUUGAUGUCAUCCUGAGUGAAGUCGAUACUGCCCUGGCCUCCAGUGGAGGACUGUACUGUCUCCAUGGCUGUGCUGAGACGAAUCCUAUGCAAGCAAUUGCGGCCUCUGAAAAUGCCUCGGUUUCCAUCACGUUCUUCCGACUCUUCCGUGUUAUGCGUCUGGUCAAACUGCUGAACCGCUCAGAGGGCAUCCGUAAUCUGCUGUGGACCUUCAUCAAGUCUUUCCAGGCCCUCCCUCAUGUAGCGCUGCUCAUUGUGAUGCUCUUCUUUAUCUACGCCGUCAUUGGGAUGCAGAUCUUUGGUAAAGUAGCCUUAGUGGACGGCACCCAAAUCAACCGCAACAACAACUUCCAGACAUUCCCUCAGGCUGUUCUGAUGUUAUUCCGAUGUGCUACUGGAGAGGCUUGGCAGGAGGUCAUGAUGGCUUCAAUGUAUGGGAAGAAGUGUGACCCCAAAUCCGACUUCCUGCCAGGAGAAGAGUACACCUGCGGGUCCAACUUUGCUGUCUUCUAUUUCCUCAGCUUCUACUGUCUCUGUGCCUUCCUGAUCCUCAACCUGUUUGUAGCUGUCAUCAUGGACAACUUUGACUACCUGACGCGUGAUUGGUCUCUUCUUGGUCCACAUCAUCUGGAUGAGUUUAAGAAGAUCUGGGCUGAGUAUGACCCUGAAGCCACGGGGAGAAUCAAACAUCUGGAUGUGGUGACGCUGCUGCGACGCAUCCAGCCUCCACUGGGCUUCGGCAAGUUCUGUCCUCAUCGUGCUGCUUGUAAGGUACGUAGCUGUAAAGCAAAGACCAUGUGGUGCCUGUAUUUACAGUACCGUUCCCACGGUCUGUUUGGUAACCGCGUGGACUCGUUUGCCGCCGAGCCUGAAAACGCUCAGGCCCAACAGAUGGCCAGCCAGCGGCCCCUCAAGUUCUCUGAGAGCCAACCCGAGUCUCCACCAAACUCCUCCGCCUUGGUGCCCACAACCGAAUUUUUCCCCACAGCCGCACCAAGGAACAACACUAACAACAACGCCUUUGCAGACUUUUCAUUUGAAAGAGAAGGCAGCCCAGAAGAGUUUUACAAUCCUUGUGAGGACGACGAGCCAGACAGCAGACGCUCCUGGAGCUUCACAUUCCCUUAUGAACCCGUCUGUGGCGACAGUCAGAGUCAGAGCUCUCGCACUGCAGCCGACCAGCUUAUCCGGGAGGCUCUAGUAAAAGGCGGUCUCGUCUCCCAGGCCAGAGACCCGGGCUUUGUGUCCCUCACGAAGCAGGAGAUGGCCGACGCCAUGCGGAUGCCCAUCGCUCACAUGGAGGGCAUGGCUCAGGGCAUCCUCAGCGAACGCUCCGGCAGCAGUGCUUCUGUCAAAAAGAGACGCCCCGUCCCCGUCCCUCCUCCUGCUGUCCCUGCUGUGGCAGCACAGGAAACAGGCCGGCCAGACCCGGCUGUGAGGAGAAAGAGACGUCCAAUUCCCAAGACUCCCUCCAUACAGGAGUCGGAGGCCGACUCUGAAGUGUAG
Stegastes partitus (bicolor damselfish) is the source of this 5508-nucleotide messenger RNA. Its product is annotated as dihydropyridine-sensitive L-type skeletal muscle calcium channel subunit alpha-1-like. The transcript has 39 exons. Lineage: Eukaryota; Metazoa; Chordata; Actinopteri; Pomacentridae. Gene Ontology annotation, cellular component: voltage-gated calcium channel complex; membrane. Gene Ontology annotation, biological process: calcium ion import across plasma membrane. The record is from RefSeq and is a predicted model, not a curated record. Gene Ontology annotation, molecular function: high voltage-gated calcium channel activity; calcium ion binding.